GGCUCGACAGCGGGCACCGCGUCAUCUGGCAAGGUAGUGGGCACCGAGUCACCAGGCACGACAGUGGGCUCUGAGUCAAUUGGCACGACAGCGGGCACCGGGUCAUCAGGUACCAGAUCGUCUGGCUCGACAGCAGGCACACGGGUCAUCUGACGCUGGAUCGUCUGGCUUGAAAGCGGGCAUCGGGUCACCAGGCAUGACAGCGGGCACUGGGUCAUCAGGCAUUGGAUCGUCUGGCUCGACAGCGGGCAUUGGGUCACCAGGCAUGACAGCGGGCACCGGGUCAUCAGGCAUUAGAUCGUCUGGCUCGACAGCGGGCAUCGGGUCACCAGGUAUGACAGCGGGCACCGGGUCAUCAGGUACCGGAUCGUCUGGCUCGACAGCGGGCAUCGGGUCACCAGGCAUGACAGCGGGCACCGGGUCAUCAGGCAUUAGAUCGUCUGGCUCGACAGCGGGCAUCGGGUCACCAGGUAUGACAGCGGUCACCGGGUCAUCAGGUACCGGAUCGUCUGGCUCGACAGCGGGCAUCGGGUCACCAGGCGUGAUAGGAUCAUCAGGCUGGGUACAGACAUCAGGCUGGGUAGAGACAUCAGGCUGAAGUGCGGGUGCCGAGGCACCAGGCUGAACCACGGAAGGCAGGUUCUCAGACGCAGGCUCACUGGUUUGGAUACUGGCA
This is a messenger RNA of Staurois parvus, 676 nucleotides long. NCBI's taxonomy places the organism in Eukaryota, Metazoa, Chordata, Amphibia, Anura, Ranidae. The record is from the annotation of a GenBank genome assembly.